This is a messenger RNA of Crotalus tigris (Tiger rattlesnake), 3137 nucleotides long. RefSeq names its product ankyrin repeat and SOCS box containing 8 (gene ASB8). Gene Ontology annotation, biological process: intracellular signal transduction. The coding region runs from base 2286 to 3137 and encodes 283 amino acids. The record is from RefSeq and is a predicted model, not a curated record. Lineage: Eukaryota; Metazoa; Chordata; Lepidosauria; Squamata; Viperidae. The transcript has 4 exons. Gene Ontology annotation, molecular function: protein binding.
UCUUGUUUAUUAAUUUCUCAUGGGCUUGCUAAUGGUUGUCUUGCAGCAUAGCAAGUUUUGUUUCAGCUCAUUCCUAAUUGGUGGCAAUGGCAAUCUCCUGAAUGUGAAUGUUUACCAGGCAUAUGCAUUAAUAUUCUUUCCCUCCCCUUAUCUUGUUUAUCAAAUUGUACCAUCUUUGUUAUUCUGUUCUUUGUAUGGUUUGUUGCAGCAUAAAAAUUAAAUCUUCUUUUCUGAUACUAUUGCAAUGAUCUGGGUUGCAGCAUCAAACUGAAUUUAAAGAUGAUCUGGAGCUACCAAAUAUUUUACCUUCCUUGCAGCAUUAAAAAGAAAAAAACAACUGAGGUGGUUGCUGCAUUACAACGAUUAUAAUUACAUAGCCUCAAGGAUUGUUUAUGUAUAAACUGCCAAUUUGUGAACAUAAUUUGUUGCUAAAGUCUCCAAAUAGAAGAAUUAAAUUGUUUGUUUGCAUGAUUUAUUAUAAGGAGUUUUCUUUAGAAUUUGGAAUUUAAAAACAAGAAUGGAAUCAGAAGUACAAUAUGCUUUAAAAGGUAGUCAAAAUAGUAGCUCUGCAACUAAGGGGAUACUUGCAUUUUAACUGAUAUGCUUGAGUCCAAAUUCCAAAAAUUCCAAUAGAAACAAGAAGUUUAAAAUGUAAAUGUUUAUGAAACCAAUGUUAAUCAUAGAAUAUAUAUAGACUCUAAUGAAAUAUUAUUAUUGUUUUUAGGAGGAACAAAUAACCCAAAUCACAAUUUUUCAAACUUUUCCAGGUCUGUUGGUCAUGCUGGCUAAAAAUUCUAGAAUUUUUAAUCCAAUGCAUUUAUUGUAAAAUUUUGUUUAAAAAAGCUUAAAAUACCAUUGAUUCCUGGUGAUUAUAUGAAUAGUUGUGGUUUGUCAGUGCCUUUUUUAGGUUGUUUUGCAAUCUUUUUGCCUAGCUUACAAUCUUGAUAAUCCAUAAUGAUGUCCUGUCCUACUAGUCUUCAAGCAGAGUUUUUCCAGAGAAAUUUACAAUAGUAAAAAAAAAUCACAUUUUAGCCCAUAGUAAUAAUUAAAAUGAAAUAUAUUAACAAAAGCAUAGUCAAUAAAUGUGCAUUUAAAAUAUUGCAGUAUACAGUAAACAUAUUAAUAUAUUAAAAGGCUUGGGGAAGUAAAAUAACUUUUCUUGUUGCUAGAAAGAUUCUAAAGUUAAAUCCAGGUAUGCUUCACUGUGAUGCAGUUAUUCUUACCGUUGAGGAGAUCCACUACCAGGCAACCAGUUUUCCGAUUUUAGCCUAAGAAGGCAACUGGAGCUGGACUUAGAAAAUGACUCUAAGUUGCUGAUAGGAAUAUAUGUGAAAAGGUUCAGACUGUAGUCCCAAACUUGGGAAGACUUUUAUAGGUUAGUUUGAGGACUUUGAAUCAAGACUGGAAAAGAGUUGGCAGCCUGUGAAGGUCAUGCCAAAGGGAGUAAUGCAAACAGUUAUGCUCCCGUGGCUGUAUUUUGUACUAAUUGAUGUUUCAGAAUUGGCUCUAAAGAUAGUAAUCUAACCAAGUCUCUGUUGAGUUGAGCUCAUCUCCUGGUGUCUUUAUAAAGACCUUUCAUAGCAACGGUUUGAAAAUAAUUUUCCAAUGUCAUCUACUAGAAUUUAUUUAUUUUCUCAAUCUACAUCUGAGGUUUCUUGUCAGUCUCCUAUGGAAUCUGUCUGCCUGCUUAUCCAUUGGUACAUGCAGCUGUGAGAUUAGUGAUAACCAAAUCUGAUCCUACAUAGCUUUUACUAGUUUGGUUAGGUUAUUAAAGUGAGGCCAUCAACAUCUAGUUAAUAGUUUUAUAUAUAUCAUACCAGUCUAAAUUGGUAGGAGCAGCUUCAUUUGUCUAUUUGAUAGUGGAGCUCUGGAAGGACCCUCAAGGUGCAGACUUCAUCCAUUGUAGGAAUGAUCCAACAAAGGCUGCUGGAAGUGUGACAGAGAUAAUUGUUUUACUAGCAGUCUAGAAAAAAAAAUGUAAUAGUGAAAAUAAAUACAUAAUCCAACCAAAUUACUUGGAUUAAUUAUUUUAUUUUCAUAAUAUUUCAGAUAUUAUUCUCAAGGUGUUUUCAUCAGUUUGCUCUCUUUAUUUCUUGUUUUCAAUGCAGUUAAUCCAUUUUGCAUGAAGUAUAAAACAUCUUUAUCAUCUCUUAAUAGUUCUCUAAUGUCAGCCGAUACCAGUUGAUUUUUCUGAAUGGAUUAAUUUGAAAGAUAUGUUUUAGUUGUACAUGUACUGUCCAGGCAAUUUGGAGCAUGUAAAGUAACCAAGGAAACUGAAUUCCAGUAUGUGGUAUAUUAUGCAGAGCAUCCAGAGUAAAUAUUCUUUGUCAGAGCGCUUGAUCCGGACUAUAGCAGCCAUCCGAUCCUUCCCGCAUGAUAAUGUUGAAGACCUAAUAAGAAGGGGAGCAGAUGUCAACUGUAUGCAUGGUACUCUGAAACCAUUGCACUGUGCUUGCAUGGUGGCUGAUGCUGAUUGCAUUGAGCUGCUGUUGGAAAAAGGAGCCCAGGUCAAUGCCCUUGAUGGCUACAAUCGAACAGCUCUUCAUUAUGCAGCUGAGAAGGAUGAGACCUGUGUGGAGAUCCUUUUGGAAUAUGGAGCAAAUCCCAAUGCACUGGAUGGCAAUAAGGACACCCCACUUCACUGGGCUGCUUUUAAAAACAAUGCUGAAUGUGUCCGAACACUUUUGGAAAGCGGUGCCUUUGUCAAUGCUCUGGAUUAUAACAACGACACUCCUCUGAGCUGGGCAGCAAUGAAGGGCAACCUGGAGAGCGUCAGCAUCCUCCUAGAGUAUGGAGCUGAGGUCAGGAUAGUCAAUAUGAAGGGGCAGACCCCAAUUUCAAGGUUGGUUGCCUUGCUGGUCAGAGGACUUGGCACUGAGAGAGAAGAUUCCUGCUUUGAUCUUCUUCACAGAGCCGUUGGACACUUUGAAUUGAGGAAAAAUGGUGCUAUGCCGCGUGAGGUUCUGCGAGAUCAGCAGCUUUGUGAAAAGCUUACCACAUUAUGCUCCGUCCCAGGCACAUUAAAGACGCUUUCGCGCUAUGCUGUGCGCAACAGCUUGGGUAUGCAGUUCCUACCAGAUGCAGUGAAGGAACUGCCUCUGCCAGAAUCUUUGAAAGAAUAUGUCUUGCUUAAAUGA